Molecule: messenger RNA, 483 nt
Organism: Cooperia oncophora
Lineage: Eukaryota; Metazoa; Nematoda; Chromadorea; Rhabditida; Trichostrongylidae
Source: the annotation of a GenBank genome assembly
AUGGCGAAGUUUAUCAUUUGCAGGUCGGGUAAAUACAUCUACAAGCCAACGAUGAAUCAAACCUGUUGUCCUCAGUACACGAUUAGGCUCGAUUCGACGAAAUUCGUGUUGUCGCGAAGUCAGCGGCGUGUCCUCCGACAAAUGAAUGAAUACUUGAAGAAUGACACGAAGCCCAGGAGUCACAUACGAGAGGAAACACCACUUGAGAUGACAAACUCUUCAUCAAAGACAGCUCCGCGGAUAAAAGAGUCCGGUGAUUUCAAGUCCUCAUCGAGGAAGGUUGUGGACAAGUCAGAUAAUCCCGUGCAGAAGAAGAAGGAAAUCCGACGACAACGAUGUUAUGCUCGAUGGCGUGCUAAGGGCUUGGAUGUGGAAGAGAUGAAAAAGGCCAGGAUCGCUAAGGAAGAAGCACGACGGAGAACAGUCGAGUCGUACAUUCUCGAGCCAGAUGAAUCAUGGAAACACAGAUUGGAGGUAAUUUAG